CCCAAAAAAUCGUCAAUACUAUAUUUGCUGUACUUCGUGUAACAAAAGCUAAGUCAUACUACAAGGUUAUCACGUUCCAGCAGCAGCCUCCCAAUCGUAAAACUGAUAACCCUCGUGGUAACCACGGUUUCGGCGGAUGACUACCGUGAUAGCCGGAUUGGCGGUGUAGGGGACCCACUUGCCUGGGUGCGUAACGAUGCAGUGCAGAAAACAUCUGACAGCAGCGUAAGAAGGCCACGGCGCCACUCACGCAACCUUGUUACCGGCUUCCAGUAUCGUGUGCGUCCCACUGCAUAACUCCUUGAACUUGGUGGAUAAAGGUGUACGACUGUGUUUGUGUGUGUAAAGGCGCCAAGAGCGAAAAAGAAGUUAUCUCACGCAAACGAUAUUGAGCGAUGGCCAGCGCACUGAGAGGAUUUGUCUCGCUCGCACCGAUAUUCAGCGUGCGACGCCUGUCAACAAUUGGACGAGUUGGGGCAUCUUUGCAGGCACAACUGCCAAACCAUUAUUCUCCAGGAGCUUCCGUUACCGGUUUGCGGUUACACGAGCCUCGUGUCGCUAAAGUUAAUUACGAUCAGGCCAGAUUUAGUUCCUCGUUGCCAAAAUCUGCUCCUAAGAUGGCUGGAAAUGCAAAACUACUCCACGAGAACCUAUGGGAUCAAGAUAAGGAGCUGAUGGAUUUGAUACGAAAGGAGAAGAAACGCCAAACCAGAGGUCUGGAAAUGAUUGCCAGCGAAAAUUUCACCUCUCUUUCUGUGCUGCAGUGCCUCAGUUCGUGUUUGCAUAACAAAUACUCGGAAGGGUUGCCCGGUCAAAGAUACUACGGAGGUAAUGAAUUUAUUGACGAGAUCGAACUGUUGGCUCAAAAGCGCGCAUUGGAAGCAUACCGUCUAAACCCGGAGGAAUGGGGCUGCAACGUUCAACCGUAUUCGGGGUCGCCAGCAAACUUCGCUGUCUACACUGCGUUGAUUGAACCGCACGGCCGCAUAAUGGGGCUCGAUCUGCCCGACGGUGGCCAUCUAACGCACGGUUUCAUGACGCAGACGAAGAAAAUUUCGGCCACAUCCAUCUUCUUCGAAAGCAUGCCGUACAAGGUCGAUCCCGUAACCGGGUUGAUCGAUUACGACAAAAUGGAGGAAACGGCACGUUUGUUCAAACCGAAAGUGAUCAUUGCCGGCAUUUCGUGCUAUUCGCGCUGUCUGGAUUACAAGCGAUUCCGCGAAAUUGCCAACCAAAAUGGUGCAUAUCUGUUCGCUGACAUGGCACACAUAUCGGGCCUGGUAGCCGCUGGUAUAAUACCGUCUCCCUUCGAGUACGCAGAUGUGGUCAGCACGACGACGCACAAGACGCUGCGUGGACCGCGUGCUGGUGUAAUUUUCUUCCGGAAAGGCGUGCGCAGCGUAAAGGCAAACGGGGAGAAGGUGAUGUACGAUUUGGAGUCGCGCGUCAAUCAGGCCGUAUUCCCUGGACUGCAAGGUGGCCCACACAAUCACGCGAUCGCUGGAAUUGCGACCUGCAUGUUGCAAGCACAGACACCAGAGUUCCGUGCCUACCAGGAGCAGGUAAUCAAGAAUGCACGCGCACUUUGUGCCGGUUUGCUCGAGAAAGGAUAUUCCGUGGCAACCGGAGGCACUGAUGUGCAUCUUGUGCUGGUAGAUCUACGCCCGGUUGGAAUUACGGGUGCCCGAGCGGAAUACAUUCUGGAGGAAAUUUCUAUUGCAUGCAACAAAAACACCGUUCCCGGUGACAAAUCCGCUCUAAAUCCAUCUGGAAUUCGGCUGGGUACGCCUGCCCUAACAACACGUGGCCUGCUAGAAAAGGAUAUGCAGCAAGUGGUGGAGUUUAUCGAUCGUGGAUUACGCUUGUCGAAGGAAGUUGCCAAUGUUUCUGGACCGAAACUCGUGGACUUUAAGCGUGUCAUUCACGAAGACGCCACAUUUAGCGCCAAAGUGCAAAGCUUGCGCAAGGAAGUGGAACUGUACAGUGAGCAAUUCCCUCUGCCUGGCUAUGAGGAAUUCUAAAGAAAAAAUAAAGUAGAUUUUAUAAAUUUACUCAUUAAACGAA
Anopheles funestus (African malaria mosquito) is the source of this 2064-nucleotide messenger RNA. RefSeq names its product serine hydroxymethyltransferase (gene Shmt). The transcript is spliced from 3 exons. Gene Ontology annotation, biological process: purine nucleobase biosynthetic process; folic acid metabolic process; tetrahydrofolate interconversion. The coding region runs from base 396 to 2021 and encodes 541 amino acids. NCBI's taxonomy places the organism in Eukaryota, Metazoa, Arthropoda, Insecta, Diptera, Culicidae. Gene Ontology annotation, cellular component: cytosol; nucleus; cytoplasm. Gene Ontology annotation, molecular function: protein homodimerization activity; mRNA regulatory element binding translation repressor activity; cobalt ion binding. The record is from RefSeq and is a predicted model, not a curated record.